AUGGAACUGGGCGAUGAGCAGCUAGGGGGUGUGAAUGUGGAUAUUGGUGUCCAAGAAAUCCUGCUAGCCGCAUCGCAGCAUGACAUCUCACGAUUGCGCGAACUGAUUCGAUCUUUUGACAAGGCCGAGAACCCGGCAAAUGUGAAAGAUCCAGAAACAGGAUACUCCCCUCUUCAUGCGGCCAUUGCUGCUUGCGAGCCCGACUCAGAAGAGUCUGGUGAGACACGCAAGGCCAACGGAUUAGGAAAUGAUGCUAGCGCUCUGCCUGAAGAGGGCCCUUCAAACAUUCUUGAACCUGGAAGCGAGAUGGUUAGGUUUCUCCUUCAAGAGGGUGCCAUUUGGAACGAUCUUGAUGCCAAUAACGAGACUCCCGGAUGUAUAGCAAAGAGGUUGGGACUCGAUGAGCUGUACCAAUUGAUGGUGGAUGCAGGGGUACGGGCUGAAAUGCUCCUGAAUCGACUGGACGAAUACGAGCUACUGCAGGAUUCUGAUGAGGAGGAUACCUCACCAGCAGACGUGACGCCAGAACAACAGACCGGUGAACACAUUGCUCCCUCCGAAGCAGGUAAUGCCGCCAGUGCUCAAGGACCGGAUGUAACCGGUUCUCGAUAUCUCCAGUCGAAUCUAGCAUUCAACGAUGGUCGCCUUCUAGAUCAAGAUCAGAACGGUGUCAUGAUGUCCUGGGAGUCUGAAAUCAUGGAGCGUUCGGCGAAAGCUAUUCUUCCAGAAUCCGGGCUGCGAGUACUCAAUAUCGGCCACGGCAUGGGAAUCAUUGACAAUAUCAUCCAGACUCUUCAGCCCAGCGUUCACCAUAUUGUCGAGGCCCACCCAGCGGUGGUGGAAGAAAUGAAAAGGAAAGGUUGGCAUGAAAAGCCGGGCGUGGUUAUUCAUCAGGGCAAAUGGCAAGAGAUCGUGCCUGAACUGAUAAACGAGGGACAAACGUUUGAUGCCCUCUAUUAUGACACUUUCGCCGAAUCUUACUCGGAUUUCCGAGCUUUCUUCUCUGAGCAAAUCAUUGGCUUGCUCGAUAUAAACGGGAAAUGGAGCUAUUUCAACGGCAUGGGCGCUGAUAGGCAAAUAAGCUACGACGUAUAUCAAAAGGUCGUUGAAAUGGACCUCCUCGAGGCUGGAUUUGAUGUCGAUUGGGAAGAAAUCAGUGUGCCAUCGUUGGAGGGAGAAUGGGAGGGUGUCAGGAGGAAGUACUGGGUUAUAGAUAGCUACAGGUUGCCUGUAUGCCGGUACCUAGACUAG
Uncinocarpus reesii 1704 is the source of this 1251-nucleotide messenger RNA. RefSeq lists its product as uncharacterized. The transcript has a single exon. The record is from RefSeq and is a predicted model, not a curated record. The coding region runs from base 1 to 1251 and encodes 416 amino acids. Gene Ontology annotation, cellular component: nucleus; cytoplasm. Gene Ontology annotation, molecular function: protein arginine N5-methyltransferase activity. Gene Ontology annotation, biological process: peptidyl-arginine methylation. Lineage: Eukaryota; Fungi; Ascomycota; Eurotiomycetes; Onygenales; Onygenaceae.